Molecule: messenger RNA, 1641 nt
Organism: Dothidotthia symphoricarpi CBS 119687
Lineage: Eukaryota; Fungi; Ascomycota; Dothideomycetes; Pleosporales; Dothidotthiaceae
Exons: 1
Cellular component (GO): nucleus
Molecular function (GO): protein binding
Source: RefSeq, a predicted model, not a curated record
AGGCGACGAUGCGAGGGAAGACGAGAGAAUUGGGAGAGAAGAAAGAGAGUCGUUUGUGGAUUGUGGUAGAUGUCCUAUGUCUUAUCGCUAUCGUGGCAACCAGGGUCCAGGCCAGGCACAGUUCAUCCCACUACGUCCGUCACUGUGUCACCUUCUUGUUACUCUUCGACACUCACACGCACACUCAAAACUUGUUUCUACCUCCUCCAAGCCAUGGCGCGAUUCUUCCCAGCCCUCAUCUUUGGGAGGAACAUACUUGACAUACAACAUUUUUGACAGGUGCACGUCCAGUCUGCAUCGCCAUUUGUUCCAACCGAGGAGCAAAUUCGCCGGCGUUCCAGCCCUUUACAAGUCAUAGCGCCUGCCUAAAACGGUAGACUACGGCUUUACCGCUGAGCCUCGCAGGAAAAACCGACUGGGCGUCUUUGCAACUGCCCGCCCGUUACCAUCACCAUGGACGCUGCCGCUUCCCCCACCGCGAGCGAUUUCUCCAGCACAAGCGCCUCUCGACCCUCGUCAGUCUCCUCAGCGCCAUCCAUUACCGACCACUCUGCAGAACAAGGCAAAUCGCUCCCAGCUGGUGCGCCCAUAUCUUCGUUAUUCGAGAUCCGACAUACACCAACCGCUGGACGCGCCGUCUUUGCGUCUCAAGAUAUCCCCAAAGAUACGUUGAUAUGGCGCGCAGACGACCUCACACUUUCGGUCUUGCUACGAGAAUACAGACGCGAAGUAUGCGGACAGUGCUUCAGUUAUGAGAACGGGAGAGACCUGAGCAUACGCGAUCAGACCGUGGGGUUCGCAUUCUGCUCCAAGGAUUGCCAAGAGACAUGGAGGGAAGAGAGCGGAGAGGUUGGCGUGCAGGCAUGGACAGCAGUGGAGAAGCUAGUCAAAGGACGGAGUAAAGAAGACAGCGAGAUGGUGGACAUUGACCUACCGCGGCCACAACCCCACGACAUCGCCCAAGCAUGGGACAGCGUCGCCGCCCAAGCAGCCCUAAUACGCACAGCCCGACAAACCAGCCCAUCCCAACCCACAAAACAGCACAAAAAAGCCGUCCAGAAAGCGCUCCUCCUCCCCAUCUCCCCAGACGUCCUAUCCUUCUGCGUCAGCGGCAUCCUCUCCCUACACGCCCACUCCCCCCACCACCCGCACCUCCUCGCCCUCGCCUCAGACCAAACACCCUACCACAACACCCCCGACCUCACCGCCUUCACACGCACCUACCUGCACCUCCUCGCCACACUCCCACUCCCUCUCCUCCCCCUCGUCACACCCGAAUCCCUCAUCACCCUCUCCUCGCGCGACUCCCACAACUCGUUCGGCAUCCGCUCGCUCGACGACGACGGCUCAGAGUUCUUCGGCUACGGAUGCUGGCCCGCUGCGAGCUACUUCAACCACAGCUGCGCGCCUAAUGUGGAGAAGAAGAGGGAGGGUAGGGUGUGGGUGUUUUGCGCUGCAAGGGAUAUUGCGCGAGGAGAGGAGGUUUGUAUUACGUAUUUGAGUGGGGAGGAGAGGGGGCUGAGUCGCGAGAAGAGGAUGGGCACUUUGAGGAGGAAUUGGGGGUUUGAGUGUGCGUGUGAGAGGUGUGAGGGCGGGUGAUGGUGGGGUUUGGUGGGGGGUUGGUUACGAGGGAUAUACGGG